AUGAAAUUAUUGAAUUCAGAUAUAAUUCGAAAUAUAAUUUUGUAUAUAAAAGACGAUAAAGCAUCGCUCUUUCGUUGUUUAUUAGUGAAUAAAACAUGGUGGUCUCAAACAAUUGAUAUUCUUUGGAGUCAACCAUUUCGACUACUUUAUUCUUGUAUUUCAAAAUUAGAGGAUUCACCUACUUGUAACUGUAAAUUUUUAACUAGAAGACGUCAAGCUUCUUCAUUAAUUAAUAUUUAUAUUACUUUUAUAAUUUUAGAAAAUGAACAAGAUUUAAUUGAUAAUAAUAUUAUUAAACAAGGACAAAUUUUAAAUCCUAUGCAUAAUUAUAUUGAUUUUUUAAGAAAUAUUGAUAUACAUGAAUUUGAUUUGGCUAUAAUUGAUUUUUAUAAUUUUUAUGAAAUAAAUUUUAAUGAAAAGAUUCAAAAUGAUAAUGAUAUUGAUCCAAUUAUACCGGAAAAUUUUUUUGAAGAAAUUACAUCUGAUUAUCAUACUACAAAUGAGAGUGAGACAAAUGUGACGAAUGCGACGAAUACGACGAACGCGAUGAAUGAGACGAAUGAGACGAAUGAGACGAAUACGACAAAUGAGACGAAUGAGACGAAUGUAACGAAUGCGAUGAAUGAGACGAAUGAGACGAAUGAGACGAAUGAGACGAAUGAGACAAAUGUGACAAAUGCAACGACGAAUGCGACAAAUGUGACGAAUGAGACAAAUGAUACGACUCAAUCAGAUCAAUCAACAUCAACCGAAAUAAUUGAAAAAUUAGAUUAUUCGGAAAUAAUAAAAUAUUUGGCCGAUCCAAAAGUAUUGAUGGAAUUAAGAAAUACUAUUUCUCAAUAUCAAAUUAUAUCAGAAAUUAUUUUGAAUUUUUUUAUGAGAAAAUGUAAAAAUAAUUUACGACGACUUUCAUUCGACGUAAAUCAAAUUUAUCACAAAUCUAUUUUUAAUCCAUGUAAAGAUUAUCAACGGUAUUCAACGGCUUUAUCAUUAUAUAAGAGAGGUGUAAGAGAUAAUCCUGAAUAUAAGGUGGCAGAAAUUUACUUAUCAUUACCUAAAUAUUUUAACGCGAUAAAUUGUUUAUCAAAUAUUAGGGAAUUGAUUUGUACGACAAAGAGAAAUAUGUCAAAUUUCUUUUUAUCAUUAUCAAAAUAUGUACAUAAUCUUGAUAAAUUGGAAAUAAAUAUUGAUCAUUCAGUUGAAGCAAAUUAUUUAAAUUGGCUUUUAUCAAGAGAAAGUUCUUUUUUAAGAGAAGAAGUUGCAAAUUUAAUUAAAUUAAUUCAUAAACAAAAAAAUUUAUCACAUUUUAUAUUACAUAAUUGUCCAGUGGAUUUUUCUUUAGUUAUGGAAGAAUUAAAAGAAUCUCAUGCAAAAAAUUUAAAAUCUUUAAGUUUAAUUGGAAUUAAAUUUGAGGAUCAAAAGAUUUUUUUUCAUUUGGGAGCUUUUUCAUCACUACAAAAACUUUUAUUAUAUAAUUGUAAUUUUAAUAAUAAUAAUAAUAAUAAUAAUAAUAAUAAUAAUAAUAAUCUUAAUAAUAAUGAUAAUGAUAAUGAUAUUUAUAAUGAUAAUAAUUUCGAUUUUAUUAUUAAAGAAAAAAUAUAUUUACCUAAUCUUAAGAAGAUUGAUUUAAAUAAUUCUUUUAUUCCUCAUCAAUUCUUACAAUAUUUAUUACAAAUUUGUUCAUCAAAUUUAAAAUAUUUAGAUAUUGGGAAAAGAUAUUCAAAAUAUUCAUUAAUUGGUUCAAAUUUUAAUCCUAUUCAAUUCAUUUCAACAAAUUUUUCUAAUAUUAAAUUUCUUAAAUGUGAUUUAUUACCUUUUGAAAAUAAUCAUUUUAUAAGUUUAUUAUCUUAUAAUAGUUAUUAUAUUCAAUCUAUUAUUUUAGAUAAUUAUGAAGAAAAUAAUAAUUUCGCUAAAUGUUUAUCUAUUUUAUCAGAAAUUAAUUUUGAUAAUUUAAAAUAUUUUGGUAUUAGAGGAAAUUUUAUAUUUUCGGAAUUUACUUUAUCGAAAUUUUUGGUGAAUAAUAUUAGAAAAAAUAGAGGUUUAAAUUUACAUGUAUUGGAAUUUACUAAAAAUAUUUGGUUUGAUAAUGAUUAUUUAAAAGAAAUUCUUAAAUGUUUGGAUAAUGGUUUUACUUGUAAUAAAUUAAUUAUUACAACUAUUGGUGAGAUCAAACCUGAAUUAUUGGCUAAAGCAAGGGAGAAGAUUAAGGUGGUUCAAUGUGUAGAAAUGAGAGGUUGA
Rhizophagus irregularis DAOM 181602=DAOM 197198 is the source of this 2238-nucleotide messenger RNA. RefSeq lists its product as uncharacterized. The record is from RefSeq and is a predicted model, not a curated record. NCBI's taxonomy places the organism in Eukaryota, Fungi, Glomeromycota, Glomeromycetes, Glomerales, Glomeraceae.